Messenger RNA from Adineta steineri, 2406 nucleotides. NCBI's taxonomy places the organism in Eukaryota, Metazoa, Rotifera, Eurotatoria, Adinetida, Adinetidae. The record is from the annotation of a GenBank genome assembly.
AUGAAUUAUUUGUAUUUGAAUAAUUCACCACAACAGCCUGUACCAAGAUCAUUUGUUUUUAAUAAACGAAAUGAAAAAAUUGAUUGGCGUCGAAUUGCUGCUGUUGAUGUUGAACGUGUAGCACGAGAAUUAGAUUUUCAAGUAUUACAAGAUAAUAUUGAACAUAUUACAUUAUGUAAUAUCGAUCUUGAAGUUGAUUCUCGAGCAAUGGAUCCAAAUUUUCUGAAACUUUAUAAAAUGGCACAAUUAACAAUUGAAUAUCUUUUGCUUUGCCAAGAUCAAAUAACAAGCCAAUUAGUUGAUUACGAACAAAACAAAGGCAAAGGUUUAGCUGAUCAAGACGAAACUCGUCGACAAAUUGAAAAAUUAAAAAAUGAUUUAAAUUUAACAAAAAAAGAAUCAAAAAAACGAAAAAAAAUGAUUGAAACACAAGAAAAAAUGUUAUUAGCACAACGUUCAAAUUAUCACACUUGUCCAGUUUGUACACAUUCAUUUUUAAGUCUCGAAUAUUUACAAGCACAUAUGCAUCGUCGUCAUCCAGAAUACGAUCCAAAUCGAAAACGUGAACAUGAUGUAGAUAUUGAAAAAGAAAUACAACGUCUUAAAGAUGAAUUACAUAGUAAAGAAACAGAACUACAAUUAAUUAAAGUGCAAAAAGCUGUUGAUGAAGAAAAAAUUCGAGAUCGUGAUGAAACUAUUCGUCAACUUAAAGACGAAAUUCAAGCAUUAACAACAAAAAUAACUAUAUUAGAUGAAAAAUAUUUUACAUUAAGAUCUACUAAUCAAAAUCAAACACCAUCACCCAGUCGACGUGAAGGUGGUGUUAAAGAAUUAUUAAAAGAAAAUAAAAAUUUACGUGUGGAAAAUGAACAAUUAAAACAAUUACUUCAACAACUAGAAACGAAUUUACAAAAAGAAGAAAAAUCUAAACGACGUUUAGAACGUGAAAAUCAAAAUUUGCAAAAGAAAAUAGUUGAUCUAAAUAAUACUCUAGCAUCUUUACAAAACGCAUCAGGUGAUACAAGUCGAUUAUCACAAGAAUUAAUUGCAUCUCAAAAUCGAUAUAAUGAAGAAAAAAAUCGACGUAAACAAUUAGAAAAAGAAGUUGAUGAAGCUAGUCAUCAAUUAGCACAACUUCGAAAUCAACCACCACCCGUUAUUGAUCGUAAAUCACCUGCACCACCACCACGUUCAACUGCUUCACCAUCUCCACGUUCAAGUGUUUCACCACCUCCUGUACGUGUUCCAUCUCGACCAGUUCAAACAACAGAAAUAUUUCUACCACAAUAUUGUCCAAGUCUUGUUCGACAAAUCAAUGAAAAUCCUCGAUUUUUAAAUCAAUAUCGAGAUGCUGCAAAAGAACAAUUAAUCGAGGAAUUUUCGCAAUAUGAUAAUUUAGGCAUUACUGAAAAAGAUACUCGACUUAGUACUAAUGAUUUUCCAGCAAAAAUGAAGAUUGUUGAACAAACCCGAAAUAAUAUUCAACAAGAUUUACCAAAUUUUGAACGUAUUCGUGCUGAAUUGAGUCAAAAAUUAGAUAAACUUGCUAAUGAACGAAUGCAUAAUCACCAACCUACAACUACAUCAUCUGUUCGUUCAUCAGGUGGUAAAUUAGUUAAAUUUGAAGAUGAAACUCAACGUCAACCAACAAAUUCAUCGAAAAGACCUGCAACAGCAGUAACAACAACAACAAUUCAAUCAAAACCUAAAUCUAAUCAAAAACAUCCAGCACCACGUUUUGCUUCAGAUGAUGAAAAAACUAAUACACAUUCAAAUGAUAGUGAUGAAUACAGUCAACCAUCAAGAUCAGCAGUUACUAAUGAUAUUCAACCAUCACCUAGAAAACAUCUUCCAUCAACCGGUGUUAGUGCAUUAGCUUCAGGAAGUAUGAGACCAUCAAUAACAAAUAAUACGAAAACAGUUUCAGCCAUUGUUCGACCACAAUCAGCAAUUCAUAAAUAUGAAUCAGAAGAAAGUAGUGAUAGUGAUAAUCUAAUGGAAGCAAAUGUAGCAACAAAAACACGAGUUCUUGAUCAAAAAUUAAAUGAAAUAAGUUCAAGAGGACAAAAAACGACAGUUGGUGCUAUUGCACAAGGUUUUCAACCAUCUCGUCAAACUGUUGCAACUCAUAAUGAUAAUGAAGAUGAUGAAAGUGAUCCAUCAUUAACUUCAAUUGAUGAUACAAAUCCUCAGCCAAAAAUUUCAAAUACUCAUGGAAUUCGAGAAUUAGCAAAUCAUCAUCAUCAAAAUUUAUCAUCAGGUGAUGUUUCUCAAUAUACAUAUGAUUCUAUAUGGAAAUCACCAGCUGGAAAAGGUACUGAAAUUCGACGACCUUUAACAGCUGAUUCAGCUAAAACUUCGAAUGUAGAUUCGGAUAAUAAUUUUGAUGAAGAUGAAUCCAAUUAA